AUGAUAACAAAACAUGCUCACCAACGAGUAUCGCUCAAAAGAUGUUUACUGAUCAUUGGUAUUUUAUUUUUUAUUUCUAUCAUCGUAUUUUGGUAUUUUUCCGAUCAUUUACCUCGAUAUCAAUAUCAAUUUAAUCUUGUAGCUGAGUCAACAUUACCAUCUACGCCAGGAUCGACUACAACUGCUGUUAUAAUUCAAGAAUGGUCAAUUCAGGAUUGGGUUCGACAGUACAACGUAACUCAUCUGUUCGAUUGGACUUGGCACAAAAAUGGUGAUUAUAAGCGAUGUCAUAUACCACCUAGUUAUACUUCGAAAUUCAUACCUCGAAAACUUACUUCGACAGUUGUCGUUCAUGACACUUAUGCUUAUUUUCGUUCUCAUCCCGACGAAGGAUGUAUUGUAGAUAGUGCACCAACUCUACCAAAUCCUAUUCCUCAUCCCGUACCUCGUGCUCGUUCAUGGCCUGAAACAUGUGCUGCAUUGAACAUUAGUCAUAGUUGGAUUCUAUGUUUUCUACCACAAUCGGAAGUAGGAAAAUAUCUGCCGACUACGACUCACUUCGUAGCAACAGCUACAUUUAAUGCAUUUGUCGACAAAGGUCACUGUAGUACAGAUGUACCAGGCACAGUAUUUACCGAACAUGCCACGUUUCAUCCUCAAGGAUGGGUCAAUGCACGCUGUACAGUGGAUCCUAUCACUCGUCUACCACUGAUUAAACCUAAAAAUCGACACAUCGAACUUAUUGAUUCUCUUGGGGUUUAUCUCUCAGCGCCUGGACAUUUUGCACCACAGCAACUGCCAAGAUUAUUACGUUUACUUGCCGUCGCUCCAAUGACAGCAAAAGUUCUCGUGGCAAAAGGUGGUGUCGCCGAUUUAUUGGUGGAUGUUCUUGUCGAACGAGGUGUCGUUACACGUGAUCGAAUCAUUCCUUUUGAAAAUGGUCGAUACGCUGAUCAUUUUGCCAACAUUGUAUAUCAUAGUGAAAGUUGGCCAUAUCAAUGGAAUCAAACUCAUUCACAUCGUCUUCACGAUCGAACGGAUGUGCAACUUGUCCAUCGAGUCCUAGCCGGUGGUGCGGAUCAAUCAUCAACUGAGAAAAGAAACCGUGUUAUUCUUAUUAAACGAAAACCCGGCCAUUCACGAGCAUUGAUUCAACAUGAAGAUGUUGCUGCAUUUAUGAAAUCUGAAAUCAGUAAAUCAAAUUUAUCAUCUACUCUUCAUUUUGAAGUUUUUACAGCUCAAGGACAUAUACGCGACCAUAUUGCUUUAUUUCGUCAAGCACGUAUCAUUGUUGGUCCCCAUGGUGCUGGUCUAAUGAAUUGCUUGUGGGCGUCGCCACGUACUUACGUUGUCGAAAUUGGAUAUUCCACCGGUAUGCUGUUGCCUCAAAUGUAUGCUGAAAUGAGUCUUCAUUUGGAUCAUAAUUAUUGGCUUUGUAAAGGACGUGGAGAUUACGGUUCGCCUAUUCAUGUCGAUAUGGAAGAUUUUGCGUAUAUCUUCAAUGAAAUUCUUCAGGAAAUAAAAUCGAAUAACCAGUUUUAG
Molecule: messenger RNA, 1542 nt
Organism: Adineta ricciae
Lineage: Eukaryota; Metazoa; Rotifera; Eurotatoria; Adinetida; Adinetidae
Source: the annotation of a GenBank genome assembly